Messenger RNA from Diuraphis noxia (Russian wheat aphid), 926 nucleotides. RefSeq lists its product as uncharacterized. The record is from RefSeq and is a predicted model, not a curated record. Gene Ontology annotation, molecular function: nucleic acid binding. Lineage: Eukaryota; Metazoa; Arthropoda; Insecta; Hemiptera; Aphididae. Gene Ontology annotation, biological process: DNA integration.
ACAAGUUGAGUAAAAAUCAGCAACUAUCCAAACAAAGUCAGUUAAAAAGGUUACAUCCUUUCAUUGACAGCUCCGGGUUAAUACGUGUGGACGGUCGUUUGUCUCAGUCAAACUUGUCAGACAGCAUGAAGUUUCCAAUAGUACUGCCAUCAAAGUCCAGACUAACUCGAUUAUUGUUUGAAUACGARCACAAACGUUUGUUACACAUUGGACCACAAGGAUUGCUAGCUCAUAUUCAAGGCACCUUCUGGCCAAUAAGGGGACGAAUAAUUGCAAAAAGUGUAGUACAUAAGUGCCUCAUAUGUUACAAAACCAAGCCUACUCUACAAGUACCAUUGAUGRCGCCCCUACCCCGAGCUAGAGUAACGAUGGAACGGCCYUUUGCACRAAUAGGUGUAGAUUUUUGUGGCCCCAUACACAUACGAAGUGGCAUACGCAAGGUCCAAUCCAUUAAAAGUUAUAUUGCGGUAUUUGUUUGUUUUGUUACCAGGGCAAUACAUUUAGAACUCGUUAGUGACUUAACAACAAGUGCUUUCAUGGCUGCCCUCUUCCGGUUCAUGUCUAGACGCGGGCAAUGCGCCCAUAUUUACAGUGAUAAUGGCACCAACUUUGUUGGUGCAGAAAAGGAGCUAACCUCAUAUUUUAAGWUUGUAUCUGGUAAGCGUUCAAUCCAAGAAACCGUAGCAGAUCAUGGCAUACAGUGGCAUUUCAUACCUCCAGCAGCACCCCACUUUGGCGGAUUAUGGGAGGCAGCGGUAAAAUCUACUAAGGCACACUUAAUAAAAAUGUCAGGUAGUGCGCUUCUCAACUUUGAAGAAAUGGCUACACUUUUAUGUAGAAUUGAAGCAGUACUCAACAGUCGUCCAUUGACUCCAGCCUCUAACUGUCCGUCAGACUAUACUGCACUAACACCAGCGCAUUUCCUA